UUCACAGAGCUCGGAGCUUGAUGGGAAUGUUUGAUUAGCUCCUCUCUGAAAGAAAAAAGGUGUCCAGGCCUCCCUCUGCUGCCCGCCUCUCCUUCUCUAGAAUAAUGUUGGCUGGAGUUUGGGGUACAGAAAAGCUUGGAAAAAAACCCACUUUCAUACUGUGUGGAGAAAAGGAAUAAAAAGUUACACACCUCAAGCAAGUGCUCCUUAGCAACACAUCCAGAUUUUGCUUUACCCACCAUGAAGGCCACAAUCAUUGCAACCUUCUUUGGUGUGUUUCUUACAUGUACAUACACAGCCAAGGAAGCCACAAAGAAGACAAAAAAGGCUAAGUUAUAUGUACCCCAGAUUGAUUGUGAUGUCAAGGCGGGGAAGAUAAUUAAUCCAGAAUUCAUUGCAAAAUGCCCUCCUGGAUGUCAAGAUGUAAAAUACCGUGUUUAUGGCACAGACAUUUAUGCUUCUUUUUCCAGUGUCUGCAAUGCUGCAAUUCACAGCGGUAUAAUUGACAACACAGGUGGGAAGAUCCUUGUCCAGAAAGUCGCCGGGCACUCUGGUUACCGCGGGAGCUUCUCCAAUGGUGUCCGGUCCCUGUCACUGCCACGCUGGAGAGAGUCUUUCCUCGUGUCAGAGGGCAAGCCAAGAAAAGGUGUGACAUAUCCAUCAACUCUUGAAUAUUCUUCUUCAAAAACUACAGCUGUUAAAUCAGAGCCUAAAAAAACAGAGCAAGACCUAAAAGGUAUGAAGAUUGCAGACACCUUUAACACAUCAGGAAAAGCAUCAGAUCAAGGGGACACGGUCCACAAAGAGUAUCAGACAACUCCAGUGCCGACCCCAGCCACACAAAUGGCCACCACAACCCCCACACCGACGACCACGAUGACAGAUCCUUCCACCACAGUGCCGCAGCUAACCACAACACCUGCAGCAGCCAGAACCACAGCAGCUCCAGCCAAGACUAGACCUGGACUGCACAGGGUCAGAGAUAUGGGUUCUAGCAGUGUCCACCCAGCGUACGCAUCUGUGGUAGCUGCAGCAGCAAGACAGGUUCAGGCUGCACAAGGAAGAGGACAGAAUACAGGUGCUCAGCGCCAAGAGCCUUUUGCCACCUUCCAGAGGGCUGCCAGCUCUCCAGUCCACCUGGCAAUGGAAAUAGACUCAUGGAAACCUGGACUGAGCCUUUUUGACACAGGCUUCAGUUCAAAGGAAGAAUUGAAUCCAAAGCCACUGGAAUCCACCUCCCAGGGGAAUCAGAAUUGCAAAGUUGAUUUGUCCUUCUUAAUGGAUGGGAGCUGGAGCAUUGGCAAACGCCGCUUUCAGCUCCAGAAGCGAUUCCUUGGUAACGUGGCUCAAGCCCUUGGCAUCGGCAGUGAUGGUCCUCUGAUGGGCAUUGUUCAGUAUGGUGACGACCCCUCCACAGAAUUUAAUUUAAAAACUUAUGCCAACUCCAAGGAUCUAAGGAAUGCCAUUGAGAAAAUUCAACAGAAAGGGGGACUUUCCAAUGUUGGGAAGGCACUUUCAUUUGUUAACAAAAACUUCUUUUUGGAUGCUAAUGGAAACCGAGGUGGAGCACCCAAUGUGGUUGUAGUGAUUGUGGAUGGGUGGCCGACCGACCGAGUGGAAGAGGCCUCCAGGCUGGCCAGAGAAUCAGGGAUCAACAUUUUCUUUGUCACUGUUGAAGGAGCUGCUCAAAGUGAAAAGCAGAAUGUUAUUGAACCAAACUUUGUGGACAAGGCAGUGUGCAGGACAAGUGGUUUCUAUUCCAUCAACGUGCCCAGCUGGUUCAGCCUCCACAAGGUUGUGCAGCCCUUGGUGAAGCGGGUGUGCGACACUGACCGUCUGGCUUGCAGCAAGACGUGCCUCAACGCCGCCGACAUCGGCUUUGUGAUCGACGGUUCCAGCAGCGUCGGCACCGGCAACUUCCGCACGGUUCUCCAGUUUGUGGCCAACAUCAGCAAGGAGUUUGAGAUUUCGGACACUGACACGCGCAUCGGAGCUGUGCAGUACACCUACGAGCAGAGGCUGGAGUUCAGCUUUGACAAGUACAGCACGAAGCAGGACGUGCUGAACGCUAUCAAAAGGAUCAGCUACUGGAGUGGGGGCACAAGCACGGGGGCAGCCAUCAGCUACGCCUCAGAGCAGCUGUUCAGCAAGUCCAAACCCAACAAAAGGAAGAUCAUGAUUCUCAUCACAGAUGGCAGGUCUUACGAUGAUGUCAGCUUGCCAGCCAUGGCAGCUCACCAAAAUGGAGUCAUCGCUUAUUCCAUUGGAGUUGCUUGGGCAGCCCCAGAUGAACUGGAAGCCAUUGCAUCAGACCCUGCUAAGGAGCAUUCCUUCUUUGUGGAUGAAUUUGACAACCUCUACCGCUACGUUAAUCAGCUCAUUCAAAAUAUUUGCACAGAGUUUAAUUCCCAGCCACGGAACUGAUGGACUCAAGCAAGGCAGGACCCUUGGAUGCUGUGCUGAAGGCAUGUCAAGUGCCACAGAAAUAAUGCCAGUCCUCAGUUCAAGAAACACUGGAGGUGUUUUCCUCUGGCACUUCCCGUCAGCAAGGUUCAUUGCAGCUCUGCCCCUAUACAUGAUAAUGCUCUGUGUAGAGUGUUGAAUUUUUUUUAUUAUUUUUUAUUUUCUCCUUGUGGGCAUCAGAAACUCUGAUUUAGACAGAUAGCUGAGGAGGGAGUAAACAUGGAGAAAAUAACUGCAGCUGUUUGAAGAGCUGCUUCCAGCAUAGAGCCCCAGCUUGCCCAAACCUCACCUCUGGACACACACCACGUGUCCAAACGUGCCAUCUGCUCCCUGAAGUCACCAGGUCCCUUCAGGAAGUGGCCAAGCUGCUGAGCUGCUGUGGUAGAACCGCCUCAUGUGGCACUGCCCAAGAGAUGACACACAGAUCAGGGCUCAAAUAUCAGAUGCUUUUUUUGGAGGGGAACUCAACUUAAUUGGAGUACCUUCCUAAAAGCAGGUACUCUCUCCAUACUGCUGUCUUGUCUAUAAAUUAAGCUUCAGUUAUUGUCAACUCAAGCAUUGGGAUUUAGCCAAACCCUGAGAAACUGGAAAGCAAGAGAGAGGAAAGGUUCAAGCCCCAGGACCCUACAACCCUUUGUCUCUUUUACAACCCUACAUCCCCAAUAAAGCCUCAAAUCCACACAACAGCCAACAUGCAGGAAUUGGAAUCUAGUCUCCCACAACACUGCCUUAAUUACUUGAUUUUGAGAAGUGUCUUUCCCCCUCAGCUUCAUCCUUCACUCUUGGAUGGUUCAUGGCCUGCAGAACCAUGAACCAGGAGUAUUGCCAGGACACAGGAGACUCAGAGAAUUUGGGUUUAAGUUGCUCACAAUAUGAAAAGCAUUUAAGACCCACCACUCUGUCAUUAAACCAACACUCUGAAGUGCAGUUUCUAGUGUCAGGAGAGUGUUUCAAGAGCCAUUUACAGGAUUUAUGAGGGAAUUAUCUGAAGUUCUGUAUUAUACACUAGGAAAAGCAGAAUUUCAAGCAUUUACAGACACUCUCCCUCAAAUUUAGGACUGAAUUCUCUUCUACGGACCGACUUCAAAAUGCACCUAUUACAGCCCUGGAUCAGUCAGAACAAACAGUGGUUCCUUAAGUGGAGAACUACCCAUGUCACUAGUCAGUCUGGAGGAAGGACACACUAGGAGGACCAAAAUAACUGCACUUCAUUUAGGAAGCAGCAGUUGCUGGUUAUGUUCCAUCUAGUAUCACUUAAGAAUAUAGUCCUUAAAAUUCAUUAAGCGAAACUAUCAAAGGAGCCAAUAAAAACAUGAGUUCACACUCCUUACGGCAAUCAAAGUCAUGCUGUGCCAUGGCUUGUGGAACUAACAGGAAAUGGAAAGAAAUUAAAACUCAGAUUGGCCAUAUUUUCUUGCAAAUCAGGCUCUUAACAGCAUUUAUAGUCUUAAUAACCAUGAGCCAAGAUAUUUAUUAGCCACAUAAAUUCUAAUUGAAUUGCCAUAAGGGAAACUCAUUUUAUCAGCAAAAGUAGCACAAAUUUUUAAAUCGUUAUGUUUUGAAAUAUGACUGAAGUAGCUCAUAACUUGUCAACUAAGUAAGCAUAUUACAUGCACAUUAAUGAAAACAGCAGAUUCUGCAUGAUCCCCCCGGUGGGGUAAAAUAAGCCAGGCUGGGGUCCUCUCAAGAGGUUAUCAAAACCAAUUUUGGACAAAACAGUGGUUUUACACAGUGAAAGUUUAUCGCUUCCUCUUAGAAGAAACAUUAAAUUCCAGCUUUAACUGAGUACCAUCAAUUCAACCACUCUACACAGACUGAAAGCACAGGACACUGUCAGCUUCCACAAAUAUAUUUGUAUGCAGAGUUUUUACCACUAAUCUCUGCUGCUGCACUUCACAGCAAUAACUUCUGGCUUGAAAAAAUGAUUAAGGAUAGAGAGUUAGGCAUAAGCAGAGCAACUCCUGAUAUCCCCCAUCUCCUGACCCAGCUCUUCACCACCUUUCUGCUGAACACAUCUUUCUCUGUCAACAAGGGACAUUACAUGGAUUGGACAAAACUCAAGCUGAAUUUACCGGGUACUUCAUUUCAGACACCAGAUUUAUUGUCUGAAAACCUGUUUCUUUGGGGCUUGGUUUGGGGCUGCCUGAGAAAAAGGCAUAAACUCUAACUUACAGUUAUUCUUUAAUACUGUGGUUUAAUUUUGAAUGCAGCAGCUCACCAUCACAUGCUGUUCUCCAUCCUGAAUGUACUCUUGCAGUACCAAAGACUGGUACCCUGCAGAAACUCUCCAAUGCUUCACUUGUGCUCUGCCAGAAGCACAGCAGUGAUGGCCAACGCUUGAGGAACAGCUAGAGCACACAUGUUCUUUAGGAUGUGCAUAAGGGAUGUAAGUUUUUCCUAAAGCUUAAACUUCAAGCAAUGAAAUUAAGCUUUCAAAUGCUUUUUCACAGGAAACUUGCACAGCUAUCUUUUGCCAAGCACUUAUAAAGGGCACUUCAGGGUUUGUUGUUGUUCAAAUGGUUUCUCUUAAGUUUACUGAACAACUAUACAAAAAUACAACAAUGGCUUCUCUUAAGUAUACUGAACAACAACUAUAGUGCUUGUUUCUCAAUGAGCAUUUUUAUUUACUUGUUGGGAUGAUCCUAAAAUUGUCAAAACUCAAACUGUGAAAGUGGUUUAAUCCAACUCUCAUCUAAACUUAGAUGUCCUAUUAAUAAACACCAUAAACUUAAGCAGAAGCCUCAAAAUUUUGAAGAAUACUCCCUUCCAUGAAAUCACAGAACACACUCCUCUCCACUCUUACCUUUCAUAGCAAUCAAAUCACUUGCCACCUACUAAAGUCUCUAAAUACUGUUUUAUUAAAAAAACCCCAAGAUAUAUAUAUACCUUAUAUAUAUAGAUAAAUGUUCAAAGGGGUAUAUUUGUUUGAAGAAAGCAGCAGAACUCCUUCUGUAGCAUAUACAAGCUAUUUUGAACUUAUCAACAUAAGUUGCUAUAUCUUUUGCAAUAAAAUUGUCCUAAAGGCACAUGCAGUACAUGUCAUCUCAUAUGGGGUUAAAAGAUAAACAGCAAAUGAAGCCCAUGGCAUUUUAAGUUUCUGAAACUCAGCUGAGGUUAUUACUACAUUAUGGAAGUCUUAGUAAGUCUACCGGCCAAGCCCUGGGUGCUUCAGUGUUGUCCUUUGACAUGCUCAGAUAAAAAAGAUUCUUAGAGUGAGUCACCAUAAAAUUACCUGUCAGAGGAAUCAGUCAGCUGAAGCAGAACCUAAUGACUGAUGGGCAUCAAAAUUACAUGUACUUUUUAAGGUUUGCAAGAUCAUGUCUUAUUUGGAACCAGACUUCCUUUGGAAGCUGAAAAAAAAAAUAACACAGGCUCUAUGCACUUUCUAUAUGUGGGACUGAAUCAAAAGUGGAUCUAGAUGUCCAGUCACCUGAUGCUGGGCCACUCCAGUUUCAGAUGUCUGACCAGUGCAGUGGAACCUGCUGUCUGGCAGAGCAUCCCCAAGAGAAGAGAUGGGAGCUGUCUGAACUAGUCACUGCAUACACAUUCUAGAGGGUGUUGUCUGAUCACCCUUUCCCUAAGAAAUAAGCAUCUUUGCACUCAGAGUUGGGCUGGUGGCUUAUCAGUGCUCAGCAAUCACAAUGCAGAACACCCACCUGGAAAUACCUACUGAUGUCCAUGCUCUGGAAGCCUUGGCAGAGCUCAGUUUCAGCAUUUCUUACCAACUCCAGCAUUAGUCACUCACAUUUUCGGUGAGCCACCAAAUUCAAUUAAGAGUUCAGCCAUUGCUUCAGAGAGAAGUAACCCAAAGUCGUGUUUCCCCAGAGCAGGACACUCAGCAUUUCUGCUCUCACUGUGCCACCCUGCACAGACGGCAUCGCCCGCAGUGUGCACCUCCUGCUCCUCUGCUGCUGCUGCUGCAUUGCUGCUUCAGCAAGAGGAGAGUUUUGCCAUGGCUGCUGCUGACAUGUAGGCAGACAAGCUUCCUCCUUCCCCCAUGGCUCUCCAGCACACAGGGGGAGCCAUACCAGUAAUCAGGAAAAGCUCUGGAGUUAAGCAUCCUGCCAGGAUCAACCCAAUCUAAACAUAUUUAGUAAUUUUACAUCCUAUCUGUAAUCACACAGGAAAUUAUCCACGUUAUCUACUUAGAAAGUCAAAGCAAGCAGUAGGUAGUACCAGAAAUAUUACCUAGACACCAAAUUUAAGUCACUUUUCUAUGGUAUACACACCUUAAAUUACUUCAUGGUUGAACAAAGCCACUAUCAUUCUGCUAGCUAUUUUUCUCUGUCCAUGAGCAACAUUACAGAAACAACUUGAUCCCUUUUCUUUUCCAUUACCGUCUCAUUUUGAGACAUCUUACACAGUAUCAGGCCAUUUACAUUUGCUAAAUCACCUACAUAUUGAAAACAUUACAAAUGUACGUCUAUGCAGCUGAAUGCUUCAAAUUCCUCAAAAUAAUCAAUUUUCCUUGUUAAACUGGGGGAGGAGGGAGAUGAAGGUUUUCACACUGCAUCAGCAACACCGCUCCCAAUCAACUGUGUCAGUCUUACUGAAUGGCAAGAAACAUGUUAUUUUUCUUAACACCAGUUUAACCCCUCCUUUGACUUCUAAUGAGAACUCUGAUAGUGCAGUUCAAGAAUGCCAUCAGUCGUAGAAACUACUUCUUUUUAAGCACAAGAAAUUGUGCUUAGAAGUUCCACUGUAUCACCAAGUAUACUCGCUUUUCUCACAUGCAAAUCAUCAUGGGGCCAUCUUGUUCAUAGGCAAACCCACAAGCAUGUUAAGAAGUCCUCCCUCAUGUGAGGGUCACUCAUAUGUUAUUCACUAAAUCUCCUUUUUCCCCCUACCUCAGGAAUCUUCUAGAAGCAUUCACACAGGGGUGAAUGAGAUUGUACUGUCAAUUCAUAAAGCAAUUCCUCCUUUCCUAUGAGGCAGGAAGAUGAGUAGGACCAAUCAGGCUAUUUUAUACCUACCAAGAAAACAUAAGAACUUCACUUAUCCCACCUACAAGCUCAGAAAAAACAGGAUGGGCUCACUGACAACAACUUGUUCUCCUCAGUUCUGUGUAGGUUCUCCUGCCACCCCCUCACAGUGCCGUUCUGAGCACCUUCCUGUAGCAACGCAGCUGCCAUCUGUGAUGUGUGGUUUGCUCUCCCUCAUCCUCUCCCUAAGGGCAGAACCACAUUUAUUUUUAUGCUGAAUGAACGCUGUCCUCGGGAAUGGCCACGUGUCUGGUUGUGAACAACGCCUGCUGACAGACCAGCUCCUGCACAACCGCACCCACUCCGCAUGUCUGCUCACCCCACACUCACCCCCACACAGGCACCACGUGCCUCAGCACAUGGAAGGAUGUGGGGUGUCAACAGAGCCAAGCUGGAGCAGCAGUACGAAACCAAGGCAUACGGAGAACAGAAAAACCAAGGUACUCAUGUGAACAUGCUGCACAGUUCAGUAGGAAUUUCACAUGGAGUUACCUCAAAACCCCUCCAAGUCUGCUUGUCUUACUCCUAAUGCACUUGCCCUCUUAGUACUCACUCCAAAACCACACAUAUCUUGUGAUAAAAUGCAGAAUUAUGAACACAAUGCAAAAUGUUGAAAAAUAGUAUUUAUUAGCACCCAAUUUACAUAAUUAUAUGGUACAAAUGACACUUGCUGCUGCAACAUUAAAUAAAGCUGCUCUUAAAAACCAUUGCUUAUUUCUGGAAGUCCGUGUGAUUUUGCUCAGCACAGAAUGCGGGUACAGUACACAGAUACCCCACUUCACUACUGUCAUACCAACACAAAUACCUGCAUGGUUACCUCAAUGGGGUCUCAUUUUAAAUGGCACACUAACAUAAGCAGAUCUAUAUAAUUUUAAAUGACAAAAUAUUUAUUUGACUUAUUCAGGCAAGUGAAUGUAGCUUUAAAUAUAACCUAUCCAAGAAGUUUCACAAAAUAUGAAUUGCAGUGAAAAAGAGAAAAUUCAGGGCUACACUUGAGAAGCUCAAAAUGACACUGGCAUAUUUCAAAAUAAUCUCCCUCUGAAUUUUCUAUCUUUGCCGUUUUAGAUAUUUAUCCAGCAUUUUAAACUACUGAGUUUUAGUAAGAAGUUUAAUACUAAAUUUUUGAAGAAGCAUUUCCAUUUAAAGCAAAAAUUUAUACUUGUAAUAAUAAACACUUAACAAAUCUUUGGAGAAUGAAUCACUUUCAUUUUUCUCACGUCCCAUGAUUAAUAAGCCUUUUUAAAAUCAUGAAAUAUAUUACAUUUAUGGAUGCUUACUCCCAAGAAAACUAUUUCCUUCAUAAAUUAGAAACCAGAAUUCCUCACUCAAAAUAACAUUCACUUUUGUACAACAGUUGCAUUUAAACAAGGUAAUUUUGGUGGUACUGCAAUUCUGACACAGCCUCGUACUGAGCCAUACACAAAAAAUUGACAAGCAGACUAUUACUCAACAAGUAGGUAUUUCUCAUUUGGAUCCAAAAUUCUGCAAGACACUUAAGCCCAACAUUGUUUCAAAGUAGUCAUUCAAAACUGGUGUAUAAAAUCAUAACCUCAGGAUAGUUCUGAAGGUGAAUCUUAAUAUCCUUUAGCUGUUCAUAUAUCAGCCACAGUAGCCUUUUCAUAUCAACAAUCUGCCAUGGAAGUGACCCAAAACAGAAGGGAAGCCACUGUAAUUAGUAACGUGUUAGUGGUUAUCACCUGUAGUAACUUCUCCUAAAGAGAGCUGCCAGGUAUCACUAAAUUCUAGUAGAAAAGAAGAAAGUGUAUUAAUAUAAGCAAAAACGACAAAAAAAAAAAAUCCAAGCUAUAGUCCAUAUGGCAAAGAAAUUUGUCUUUUUUAACCUGGCAGUCAACUGAAGACAGUUAUGCAAAAUACAAUGCAAAAAUGACAAAUGUCAACAGAGAACCUUACAGCAACAAAAGUCAUCUCAUCAUGGGAGUUCCUUCUACAAGUUUUUUCAGAUGCACUAUUCAAGGAAAACAUAGCACAAAACUGCUUUUCAGUCUGCUUAAGACUAUAAUGGUACAAGAAAUCAUUAGUUAACAUGCUCAGUUUGCAUUUCCAAAAGAAGAGCUAACACAUAUGAGACAGUUUUCAAAACUGAUGCACAAUUACAAAUGUCCAACUGCAAGGAAACAAUUCUAGGAGCCAUACAUCUGAAAACAAGCUACAUUCGAAAGCACUGUAUCUUGAUGACAGGAAGCAUAAAAAAA
Molecule: messenger RNA, 9658 nt
Organism: Parus major (Great Tit)
Lineage: Eukaryota; Metazoa; Chordata; Aves; Passeriformes; Paridae
Gene: VIT
Product: vitrin
Exons: 18
Coding region: 241-2424 (727 amino acids)
Biological process (GO): positive regulation of cell-substrate adhesion; extracellular matrix organization
Cellular component (GO): interstitial matrix
Source: RefSeq, a predicted model, not a curated record